GUCGUUUCAAAUGGAAAACCCUCUUGUCCUUUGGCCUUUCUCAACUCUUCAGUCCUCUCGCGUGACCUCCCAACCGUGUCCCUCUCACAAAUCGUCUUCGCCGUCUUCUCCAACGAUCUGGCUCAUGCACAAUCGCCUUGACCUGUUCUGAAAUUCGCAGCACGUCCACGGUUCAUAAUGUCGUCUAACCCCUCCGCCACCCCCGAUCAAAAGGUGCCCUCCUCGAUCCUUAUCAUCGGCUCCGGCGUCUUUGGUCUCUCGACCGCAGACGCUCUCUGUCGACGACCCGAAUACGCAGACACCAAGAUCGUCGUGGUCGAUCGUUUGCCGUUCCCGGCUCCUGACGGCGCCAGCAUAGACACGUCGAGAAUCGUUAGGGCCGACUACGCCAACGCUGCCUACGCAGCUCUUGGACUUGAAGCUCAGAAACAUUGGCGUGGUGAAUGGGGUGCCGACAAUCGUUACCAUGAGGUCGGCCUGUGCCUCACAGCAGACGCUGGUCAGAGCGAAUAUGUGGAGAAGAGCCUGGAGAAUGUAAGGGCACUCGAAUUCAUUGAGAAGACACCAGCACUGGCCGAGCCGAAACCGAAUGGGAAGGCCAUUGAAAGUUUCUCUAGCCACGAGGAACUGACGGCGGUAACGGGAACGGGUGGAGCAAGCGGAACGAUGGGUUACAUCAACCGUCGCUCCGGCUGGGCAGAUGCAGAGUCGUCGCUUCGUUGGUUGCGCAAGCGUGUCAUGGCGUACAAACGUGUUGGCUUCCUCAGCGUGGGGGUGGAGAAGCUCGUCUUUGAUCCAGAGACCGGCACAGUUGCAGGUGUUGAGCUUUGCGACGGGAACUACCUGUCCGCCGACCUGAUCGUGCUCGCUGCAGGCGCCUGGUCCGGGUCUUUGAUCGAUCUUACCGGCCGCGUCACUGCCACAGGACAGGUGCUCGGCUACAUCGAGGUCACCAAGCAGGAGGCCGAGGCGCUAUCGCAGACGCCCGUGCAACUCAACAUGUCCAGCGGCGUCUUUGCCAUACCGCCGCCGCACCCGGAGAAGAUACCGCAGCCCCCUUCGCAGAUGGGCAAAGGCACGCUCUAUCUGAAGAUCGCACGCCACGCGUGGGGCUACACGAAUCCUACUGCCAUUCCUCACCCGGAGGAUGCCUCCGCCGGCGAACUAACAGUCUCUCUGCCGCACACCAAGCCCGAUGCCGCAAAGGCGUCGCAGCCCAUUCCGAAGGAAGGCGAAGACGACCUGCGCGCUUUCCUACAGGCCAUCAUUCCACCCUCUUCGCCUCUCGCAGACAUCGCUGACCGUCCCUUCGCGUUCACGAGGAUUUGCCAUUACGCCGACACUCCUGACGGCGACUUCCUCAUCGACUACCAUCCUAAGUAUGCAAAAUCCUUGUUCAUUGCCACAGGCGGCAGCGGUCAUGGAUUCAAAUUCCUGCCCGUCAUUGGUGAUAAGAUCGUGGACUGCAUGCAGGGCAAUCGCCCAAGCGAGUUCACGAAUAAAUGGGCGUGGAAGGAAGCCGCCAUGGAUGAGUGGUCUCUGGACGGCAGCAGAAGCGGCUCUCGUGGUUUAAUCCUCAAGGACGAGCUAACGAAAAGCGGUCUUGAAUACUGAAUCACUAAAGCGCGAGGAGAACCAACCAACAGCUGAGUCAUCACGACGGACUAAGGGCGUAAUGUGGGCACAAGAGUUCUCUUGUCCAUAAGCGACUGACAUUGCAUUUCAUUAGCAUGCUACGUCUCCUAAAAAAGCAUGCUUCCUUGGACCCUGUUUCUCAUGAUCCAGCUACUGUCACCGACCUCGAUCGGGACCAUCAAAGACACCAGCAACCUGACUACGCCCCUCCUUACAUUCACCACGUCAAUCAACGCUAGCACCUCUCGCGCGGAAGCCUCUAAGGGUAUGAUGAAGACAAAAAACCCAUCCCUAGGGCAGUCAACUUGUUUAAAAGCAACCGGUUUCAGUCUUUUGUUCAGCCCAAAAGUAAACGGACGUACGGAUUAGUAUGGGUUGAGAAAAAAAACACGAUGGCGUGAUACCCGAUCGACCGACCGGCGCCCCCACCGGACAUGCUGGCCAUCGUGCGAAAUAUGUUUUGUAAUGUGCAGAAGGUGUAACGACCGAGCGUCGGUCGUGAAAGUUGGUCUAAUCAUCAAAAUAAUGACCUGAAUCUCCCCUUUUGUAAAAAAAGGUCAAACUGUUUUGUCGCGCCGGAAACACCAUGCAAUGCCGCGUAUAAAGUGUGGAGAAGAGAGAAAAAAGAAGUCAUGCUCACGCCUGGUCGUAAUGACGACGAUGACGAGCUGAGUAGGACCAUGAAGCCGACACCCAACGCUUCAGGGGGUCUUUGCAAACUAUACGUGCUGUUGGUACAGACUGGUGAUACAGCGGUGUCGCAGGUUUGAGAAUCCACCGGUGAGUCUGUUCUCGGAAGUUAUUUUUUGCUGAUUGACAGCUCAUGACUUGCGGAAAUCACUCAAGACCGGAUAGAUGAGCUCAAAGGCCUGGUAUAUCUCUUCUCGAACCUUCGCACCAGUCAAGACAAUCUUGCCACUGACGAAGAUGAGGAGCACAAUCUUCGGUUUCAUCAUGCGGUAGAUUAGACCUGGGAACAGCUCAGGCUCGUAGCUAGAGAAGUUGUGAUGUGUGCUGGCCAGACCCUCCAGGCGUAUUGGGAACUGCACAUCACAGGAGCCGACGAUGUUUUGGAUUUUGAAGUCGGUGAACUUGGCGUCAAAACCAAGCUUCUGAAUGAUGCGCGCAUACUUGCGCGAGGCAAGUUUGCUAUCCGACUCUGACUUUGCACCCGUGACGACCAUCUUGCCGGAGGCGAAGAUUAGAGCAGUGGUCUUCGGGUCGCGGAUACGCAUGAUGACGGCAGCGAAACGCUUGGGGUUGUACUCUGCGUUACGCGCGUGCAGUGCAAUCGUCUUGAGAUCCAGGCGACAGCUGAGAUUGACAGUAGCGACAAGAUUCUGCAGCUUCGGGACAACUCCAGACGUAGUGCUGCCCGGUUGACCCGGCGUUGCGGCUGGUGUCGCGGGAGCUGGUCCAUUCUGCUGUCCGCUUGCGCCGUUGACGGUUCCAUUUGCCUGUGGCUGGACCUCCUGCGACGGGGUGUUCAAGUCCUGGUGCGCAGAGGGGUAGCUGAGUGAGUUCUACAGAACUUCUGUUAGCACAUCAAAGGAAUGCGCAAAGAAGUAGCAUCAAGUGCUUACUGGUGCCACAAAGUUCUUUGCAGCCGCAGCCGUGGUCGGGUGCGAAGUUAAAUCCAUGAUGGCGACCAAAGCUCAGAUGACGCGUCACGCACAGUGGACGACGGCGGGUUUGUGGCACGAGUAAAGCUUCUUGUUUGUUUUUAUUUAUGUGGCCGUUGGAGGCAGUGACUAGAUAGACAGGCGCGGUGUUAACCAGCGGCUCACGUUCAGGUGUAGCUUCUAAGGUGACGGAAGAGGUCGAAGUGAUCGCGGCGCAAAAGUGAUCGAAAGCUUGGGCUUCCGGGCGUCGAUAGAUCGCGUCGGCCCUAUUAUGAAGAG
Molecule: messenger RNA, 3536 nt
Organism: Verruconis gallopava
Lineage: Eukaryota; Fungi; Ascomycota; Dothideomycetes; Venturiales; Sympoventuriaceae
Exons: 3
Coding region: 178-1614 (478 amino acids)
Molecular function (GO): sarcosine oxidase activity; L-pipecolate oxidase activity; flavin adenine dinucleotide binding
Source: RefSeq, a predicted model, not a curated record